UGAAAUCCACCAUCGCCACACCUCCAAGCAAGGACUGUCUCGAGCGCUGCCACUUGUCUCAACCACAGGUAUGCGCCUCUCACUCAACUCUGCGAAGACAUUAGUCAACAAAUGCCGAUACUUGGUGCUUUUAUAAAAAAAAAUCCCAUGUGAAUGAAUGGAACAUAUUUUCAAACAAGAUAUCGCUCAAGAGUAUUUGCCGAACAUAGCUGAGAAGUUCACAUUUGAGAAUAACUGAUUUAAAGCCUGACCAUGGCGACAAUUGGAGAUUUCGACCCGCUCAACUCAACGGUACCUGCGACCAAGAUUGAAGUUACCGUUUCGUGCAGGAACCUGCUGAAUAUGGACACUUUCUCCAAAUCAGACCCUGUUGUAGUGUUGUACGUUCAAGGCAUCGGGACAAAGGAGUGGAGAGAGUUUGGCCGAACGGAAGUGAUCGAGAACACGCUGAACCCAGACUUUGUGCGGAAGUUUGUCCUGGAUUUCUUCUUCGAGGAGAAGCAGAAUCUUCGCUUUGACGCGUACAAUGUGGACACCAGAAGUUCAAACAUUUCAAAACAUAAGGACUUCCUGGGCCAGAUGUUCUGCACUCUGGGGGAGAUCAUCGGAUCCACAGGCAGUCGGCUGGAGAGAACCCUCUCUGGGAUCCCAGGGAAAAAGUGUGGGAACAUCAUAUUCACCGCUGAGGAACUGAGUAACUGCAGGGACAUUGCUACCAUGCAGCUGUGUGCCAACAAGCUGGACAAGAAAGACUUCUUCGGCAAGUCAGACCCAUUCCUGGUCUUCUACCGCAGUAAUGAAGACGGAACGUUCACCAUCUGCCAUAAGACGGAGGUGGUAAAGAAUACUCUGAACCCUGUGUGGCAGCCCUUCACCAUCCCUGUACGAGCCCUCUGUAACGGAGACUAUGACAGGACAGUCAAGGUGGACGUGUAUGAUUGGGACAGAGAUGGAAGUCAUGACUUCAUUGGCGAGUUCACCACCAGCUACAGAGAAUUCUCCAGAGGCCAGAGCCAGUUCAACGUCUAUGAGGUUCUAAACCAUAAAAAGAAAGGCAAGAAGAAGAAAUACAUCAAUUCAGGGACAGUCACACUGCUGUCCUUUAAAGUGGAGUCAGAAUACACGUUUGUAGACUUCAUCCGGGGAGGGACGCAACUCAACUUCACAGUGGCCAUCGAUUUCACAGCGUCUAAUGGUAACCCAUCCCAGCCCACCUCUCUGCACUACAUGAGUCCCUACCAGAUGAAUGCCUACGCAAUGGCCCUGAAGGCUGUGGGGGAGAUCAUCCAGGAUUACGACAGUGACAAGAUGUUCCCUGCCUACGGCUUUGGAGCAAAGCUGCCCCCGGAUGGCAAGAUCUCCCAUGUCUUCCCACUGAACUCCAACAGUGAGAACCCAAACUGUGUGGGUAUCGAGGGAGUGUUGGAGGCCUACUUCCAGAGUCUCCGAACUGUUCAGCUCUACGGGCCCACCAACUUUGCUCCUGUCAUUAACCAGGUGGCACGGUGUGCUGAGGAUGUGACUGACGGAUCCCAGUACUUUGUGCUGUUGAUGAUCACAGACGGAGUCAUCUCAGACAUGGUGCAGACCAAGGAGGCUGUGGUCAAUGCUGCCGCUCUGCCCAUGUCUAUCAUCAUAGUGGGAGUGGGUCCUGCUGAGUUUGAUGCGAUGGAGGAACUGGAUGGUGACGAGGUCAGAGUGUCCUCUAAGGGGCGCAUUGCUGAGCGAGACAUAGUCCAGUUUGUGCCUUUCCGGGACUACAUAGACCGCCAGGGCAACCAGGUGCUGAGCAUGGCACGGCUGGCCAAGGACGUGUUGGCAGAAAUCCCUGAGCAGCUGCUGGGUUUCAUGAAGACGAGGGACAUCGAGCCCCGGCCCGCCUCCUCCACCACCACUACCACCCCGCCAGGACUCCACAAGCUGCGCAUCUGAGAGAGGGGUUUGGGUGGGGGUCUUUGGUUUUUGGGUUUAGAGACAUUGUUUGGACCAUUUUCAGUUGCAGCAAAUACCUGAAGAGACACACACUGAAGCCGUUGGAGUACACAUACGCACGCACGCACGCACACACACACACACACAUUGCAGUAGCGAUUUCCUGCCUGGUGAACACCGCCAUGCUGUGAUGUAACAACUGUACAGCUUAACAAGGGUCAAAUGGAGCAUGACCUUUGGAGUGAGAACUGUUGGAACUGCUUCCGUGGUUGCCAACCCCUCACUGACCCCUUAGCUUCUUUUUAUAUGCAGGGGUCAAGGAACAGUCACCGUUAAACGUUGUAAAAAGCAAGGGUUUGUGGGCUUCUCAACAGACAGAAAGAGCGAUCGAUGUUCACCUUUUUUCCUAUGCCUCACUAGCCACGCAUGCAAUGAGUGUUUCAUUCUCACAUCUUUUGUGGUCCAAAACAGAAACAAAUUGGCCACUUGGUUUGCAAUGGCAGUACUUUACUUUGUCCACUAUCUGGCCAAUGUAUAUUUCCAUGUGUAUAAUGACACUGUACAAACAUUGAAGAAAGUGGGACAGACGGUUAAUAUCCAAAACAAGUGAAAGGCACAGGAAGUCUAUUCAUGUUUGGAUUCUUCUCAGGGCAUUUCUGAAAGCUUUUGGAUGAGUUUCGCAAAACAAGGGAGACGGUAACAAGAUGGCGUCUCUGGACGGUUGAGGUCUCAGCCUCGGCAUCUAGAGUCAUUGGGUGUUUCUCAAAAUGCAUACUACCGUGCUCCGAGCACGCAAAUUGGAGCACGGGAGGGUCCGAGUAUGAGUUGAAGUCAAAGUAUGCGAAACGGAGCACAGAGGGCACUUCUGGAAUGUGUACUCCAUUUGUACUUAUUUUGAAGCAUGCAUCAAUGCAAGCUUCAACGGAAAGUAUGCAAAGAAAUAUGAUGCAACCACGUAAAAAAUGACGUAAAAUGUAUUUAAAUCAAUGGUGGCCAUUAUUUGAGCUGAAGCGAGAGAAAAUACACUCCUAUUCAGAAUGAAAUGUUGCUUAUUCACAUCUCAUAUGUUGCCUGACUAUAAUAUUUUAUUUUGAUACGUUUGUCACGUUUUACCAAGGUGGGUGGAAUCAGGCGCAUAGAGCAGGUUUCAGUGAUUUGACAGUUUAUUCUCAGGCGCACAAAAAACGACGGUCAACCCAACACACAGGGUGAAUAAUCCAACACAGGAUCAAAACAGACCGGAGAAUAAAAUACAAGUACUCCACCAAAUGACAUGAACAACCUACUUCAUACAAGGACGCUAAUUACACUAAAAUACACACAGGUGAAACUAAUAAGACAAAACCAACAGACAAACGAAAAAGGGAUCGGUAGUGGCUAGUAGGACGGUGACGACGACCGCCGAGCACCGCCCGAACAGGCAGGAGAGCCAACUUCGGCGGAAGUCGUGACAACGUUAAUAAAUACAGGCGGUGUUCAUUUUGCCAUGUUUAUCUGCCUACAUACCAUAUAUCACAAGCCCAUAAUAGGUCAAUAGGGCUAACUGGCUAGCAACUAGUACUGUUAGCUAGCCAGAUAGCCACAAAUAAUUGUUAGCUAGCAACCCACGAAGAAUAUAUCUCACAUAAUAUUAGUUUUAGAUCAUUUUUGCAUGUUAAAAUAUCUGGUUAGCUACAUAUAUAUAUGCCAUUUCGCAGACGCUUUUAUCCAAAGCGACUUACAGUCAUGUGUGCAUACAUUCUACGUAUGGGUGGUCCCGGGAAUCGAACCCACUACCCUGGCGUUACAAGCGCCAUGCUCUACCAACUGAGCUACAGAACCACAUUAUGCUAGCUGAUAGUUAUGAAGUGAAAAGGUUGCUUUGUGUAUAUCUUGUUUUGUUACUAUUGCCAUUGUUGACCUGACUGGAAGACGGUUCAGUGAAUGUGUAAGUCCAUAGUAAGUCAAUAGGGCUAACUGGCUAGCUAGCAAGCCAUGAAGAAUUGGUAGCUACCAAUGAAAUAUGUACAGUUGAAGUUGGAAGUUUACAUACACCUUAGCCAAAAACAUUUAAACUCAGUUUUUCACAAUUCCUGACAUUUAAUCCUAGCAACAAUGCCAUGUCUUAGGUCAGUUAGGAUCACCACUUUAUUUUAAGAAUGUGAAAUGUCAGAAUAAUAGUAGAGAGAAUUAUUUAUUUCAGGUUUGAUUUAUUUCAUCACAUUCCCAGUGGGUCAGAAGUUUACAUACACUCAAUUACUAUUUGGUAGCAUUGCCUUUAAAUUGUUUAACUUGGGUCAAAUGUUUUGGGUAGCCUUCCACAAGCUUCCCACCAUACGUUGGGUGAAUUUCGGUCCAUUCCUCCUGACAGAGCUGGUGGGACUGAGUCAGUUUUGUAGGCCUCCUUGCUCACACAUGCUUUUUCAGUUCUGCCCACACAUUUUCUAUGGGAUUGAGGUCAGGGCUUUGUGAUGGCCACUCCAAUACCUUGACUUUGUUGUCCUUAAGUUUCUAUACCUAUUUCUAUAGUUUCUAUAUAUUUAUUUAUUUUAUAUAUUUAUACAGUUCUAUUUUUGUUUCAUCAGACCAGAGGACAUUUCUCCAAAAAGUACAAUCUUUGUCCUCAGUUGCAAACCGUAGUCUGUCUUUUUUAUGGCGGUUUUGGAGCUGUGGCUUCUUCCUUGCUGAGCGGCCUUUCAGGUUAUGUCAAUAUAGGACUUGUUUUACUGUGGAUAUAGAUACCUUUCUACCUGUUUCCUCCAGCAUCUUCGCAAGGUCCUUUGCUGUUGUUCUGGGAUUGAUUUGCACUUUUCGCACCAAAGUAUGUUCAUCUCUAGGAGACAGACCGCGUCUCCUUCCUGAGCUGUAUGACAGCUGCGUGGUCCCAUGGUGUUUAUACUUGCGUACUAUUGUUUAUGUGGCAUUUGGAAAUUGCUCCCAAGGAUGAACCAGAUUUGUGGAGGUCUACAAUUUUUUUUCUGAGGUCUUGCAAAGCGAAGAGGCACUGAGUUUGAAGGUAGGCCUUGAAAUACAUCCACAGGUAGACCUCCAAUUGACUCAAAGGAUGUCAUUUAGCCUAUCAGAAGCUUCCAAGCCAUGACAUCAUUUUCUGGAAUUUUCUAAACUGUUUAAAGGCACAGUCAACUUAGUGUAUGUAAACGUCUGAUCCACUGGAAUUGUGAUACAGUGAAUUAUAAGUGAAAUAAUCUGUCUGUAAACAAUUGUUGGAAAAAUUACUUGUGUCAUGCACAAAUUAGAUGUACUAACCGACUUGCCAAAACUAUAGUUUGUUAACAACAAGAAAUUUGUGGAGUGGUUGAAAAACGAGUUUUAAUGACUCCAACGUAAGUGUAUGUAAACUUCCGACUUCAAAUGUACAUCUACCUUGCAUAACAUUAGUUUUAAGUAAUUUCUGCCUGUUUAACUAGCUGGCUAGCUAGAUUAUUACGAUACACAGAUCUAGCUGAUAAUUAGAAAGUAAAACGUUUGCUUUGUGUAUAUCUUGUGUCGUCUAUUGUUGCCAUUGUCCUGGCUGGAAGAAGUUUCAGUGAAUGGGGAGGGGAAUUGUGAGGCAGUACAGUAGAGGGAGUGCGAGUGCUUCUCAAAUGUAUCAUUUUAUGCAUUCUCCACACUCUCGUCCUCAGAAUGAUGUACUCAAGAGAACAAGGUCGGAGAAUGCACUCGGAGCGUGAGAGUGUGCAGCACGGUAGUAUGCAUAUUGAGAAACGCCCAUUGUGUUCAUAUAUCUGUACAUCAUGUCCUUGUUUAAGGACUGGUUCCUCUUGUCCAGGGGGCGAUUGAAAAGUGAUUAUAUUGUUUUAUGCCAGUCCUCACUAUAUGUAUGUAUGUAGUUGGAUAUCUUAGCCACGUUACCUCAUGAUAAAUAUAUUCUCUAUAUUACUGAUAUAUUCCACGUGUUGAAAUGUAUACAUGUUUCAUAUGAUGGCCUGUGAAAGCUCUAUAUUGCAGAUCAGAAAAUAAAUUCAGAGACAGGAUGUGUGAAUAUUUAAAUAACUCAAGGGCCUGCUGGCUGGCAAUGCGUACUCCUGUUGAGAGCGAAGUCUUGAUCUUUCAAAUGACGGGUUGGAAAUGAAAAAUCGUCUUGAGAUGGAAAUAGCUUGAGCGCCCCCCAUUUGUAUUUUUCUACCACCAUACAACUGGUCGUCUGACGUCCAACUGACGUCACUGCACAGGUUCAUUCUGACCCAAACACUGGUCUGAAUAUACCACAGUACCUAGUCACUAUUUUUUUUUUUACUUCUCCUUGAUUUCCUCCUUCCAAAUGUAAACUUUUCCAAGCUUUUAGUCAAUGGUGGCAAAACCUGCUCCGUCUUUCAAACAUGUCAAAGCAUUAGGGUCAACUUUGUGUCACUCCAUUUUUGCUAGAAAGAGGAGAGGAGUGAAAGAGAUUGUGCCUCAGCAUAAGUUGUUCUCAAAAGUGUGGUCCCUUGCCACUAAGCCUGUUUCGAAGGAGUUGCAAUGGGCUGAUUUUUCUCUGCAUAUUUAUGCAUGGUUUCUUUCCGCCACAGCUCUGGUUUCCAAGAUAUGGGUCUAUAUUUUUUCAUUAUUUUGGCUGGGCUCAUAGGAUCUACACAAGUUUAUUUACAAUGCAUGUCAUUGUUUUGUAGGCCUACUUGUCUUCUUAUUAUAUAUUUUUUCUUUGAGAAAUUCCUGACUAUAACGGAUCAUUCAAACGCAGAGAUUUUGUUCACAGUCAAGUCUCUAUUCUGACUUGUUUGAUUUCUCUCUCUUUUACUGCAUACACACGUUCUUCUCUCUUUUCUUUCUUUCUUUCUUUCUUUCUUUCUUUCUUUCUUUCACUCACUCACUCACUCACUCACUCACUCACUCACUCACUCACUCACUCACUCACUCACUCACUCACUCACUCCACCAUAGUGAUAGUUACUACUACUAAAAAGACUGCCAAUAACCUUCUGACAGCUUUCUGGGGAUGUGCCAAAAACAGACAUGGCUUCUCUUGCACAAUUUUGAUUUCCCUGUAAGUAAAUUGCACAACAACAGUUAGUCGAUGUCGUGCCAAAUGCCGUUGUUCCUUUUUCCUACAGCACUUAAGGAGAAUUUUGGACUUAAACCGUAUUGAGAAGUGGCCCUUAGAUACCCUGGGAAGAGAUGAACCAUUAGGGAAACAUUUGUCACCAAACUUUGGGGGAAUGAUCAAGCAUUUAGGACAUUGUAAGAGUAGGUCAACAGGGGCUAUAGAAUAAGAUGGACAAUGGUAUGAAGGGUUGUCUUAUGAUUUAUGGCAUAGGGAUAUGGAUAUGUGGCCUUAAUUCUGUCAUAAUCCCACAAGUCUGAGUUAGGCAGGAUUCUAUUUUUAUUUGAUUCAAUGCAAGUCAUAAUUCCAUUAUUUUGAACGCUAACCUGAUUAGUCAACACAUUUCUGAUGGUUGUGGUCAUCGAGAAUAACCGUUAUUCACAUUUUAAAUUGACUAAAACAUUCAUAAAUAUUUGAUGAGUGUUCUAUGCUGGGUUGGUUUCGUAUGAGAUCGGAUUUUGUAUUGAAUUCUGUCAAUAUUCUUUAUUGUACACUGUAUAGUAAACAGGAACUGCCAAAACGGCUUAGGAAGGCCACCAAAAAUUAAGAAAUUUCCAUCCCCAACUACAACAUUCUCCGCCAAGAUAGAACUGCCAAAGGGGGUGGAGUUGCAAUCUACUGCAGAGACAGCCUGCAGAGUUCUGUCACGCUAUACAGGUCUGUGCCCAAACAGUUUGAGCUUCUACUUUUAAAAAGCCACCUUUCCAGAAAUAAGUCUCUCACUGUUGCCGUUUGUUACAGACCCCCCUCAGCUCCCAUCUGUGCCCUGGACAUCAUAUGUGAAUUAAUUGCCCCCCGUUUAUCUUCAGGGUUUGCACUGUUGGGUGACCUAAACUGGGACAUGCUUAACACCCCGGCCGUCCUACAAUCUAUGCUAGAUGCCCUCAAUCUCUCCCAAAUUUUCAUGGAACCUACCAGGUACAACCCCAAAUCCGUAAACACGGGCACCCUCAUAGAUAUCAUCCUGACCAACCUGCCCUUUAAAUACACAUCUGCUGUCUACAACCAGGAUCUCAAAUGACCACCCAUCAUCACUGUCAAACGCUCCCCAAAACACUUCAGCGAGCAGGCCUUUCUAAUCGACCUGGCCCCGGUAUCCUGGAAGGAUAUUGACCUCAUUCCGUCAGUAGAGGAUGCCUGGUUAUUAUUUAAAAGUGCUUUCCUCACCAUUUUAAAUAAGCAUGCCCCAUUCAAUUUUUUUAAACCAGGAACAGAUAUAGCCCUUGGUUCACUCAAUACCUGACUGCCCUUGACCAGCACAAAAACAUCCUGUGGCGUUCUGCAUUAGCAUCAAAUAGCCUCCGCGAUAUGCAACUUUUCAGGGAAGUUUGGAACCAAUAUACACAGGCAGUUAGGAAAGCAAAGACUAGCUUAUUCAAACAGAAAUUUGCCGAAAUUAGCACAAACUACAAAAAGUUCUGGGACACUUUAAAGUCCAUGGAGAAUAAGAGCACCUCCUCCCAGCUGCCCACUGCUCUGAGGCUAGGAAAUACUGUCACCACCGAUAAAUCUACGAUAAUUGAGAAUUUCAAUAAGCAUUUCUCUACGGCUGGCCAUGCUUUCCACUUGGCUACCCCUACCCCGGUCAACAGCUCUGCACCCCCCACAGCAACUUGCCCAAGCCUCCCCCAUUUCUCCUUCACCCAAAUCCAGAUAGCUGAUGUUCUGAAAGAGCUGCAAAAUCUGGACCCCUACAAAUCAGCUGGGAUAGACAAUCUGGACCCUCUCUAAAAUGAUCCGCCGCAAUUGUUGCAACCCCUAUUACCAGCCUGUUCAACCUCUCUUUUGUAUCGUCUGAUAUUCUGAAAGAUUGGAAAGCUGCCGCGGUCAUCCCCCUCUUUAAAGGGGGUGACACCCUAGACCAAAACUGUUACAGACCCAUAUCUAUCCUACCCUGCAUUUCUAAGGUCUUCAAAAGCCAAGUUAACAAAAAGAGCUAUGCAUUCUGGUUUCUGAGCUGGUCAUGGGUGUACCUCAGCCACGCUCAAGGUCCUAAACGACAUCAUAACUGCCAUCUAUAAAAGACAAUAUUGUGCAGCCGUAUUCAUCGACCUGGCCAAGGCUUUUGACUCUGUCAAUCACAGCAUUCUUAUCGGCAGACUCAACAGCCUUGGUUUCUCGAAUGACUGCCUCGCCUGGUUCACCAAAUACUUCUCAGACAGAGUUCAGUGUGCCAAAUCGGAGGGCCUGUUGUCCGGACCUCUGGCAGUCUCUAUGGGGGUUCCACAGGGUUCAAUUCUCUGGCCGACUAUUUUCUCUGUAUACGUCAAUGAUGCCGCUCUUGUCGCUGGUGAUUCUCUGAUCCACCUCUAUUCAGAUGACACCAUUUUGUAUAUAUCUGGCCCUUCUUUGGACACUGUGUUAACUACCCUCCAGACGAGCUUCAAUGCCACACAACUCUCGUUCCGUGGCCUCCAACUGCUCUUAAAUGCAAGUAAAACUAAAUGCAUGCUCUUCAACCGAUCGCUGCCCGCACCUGCCCACCCGUCUAGCAUCACUACUCUGGACGGUUCUGACUUAGAAUAUGUGGACAACUACAAAUACCUACGUGUCUGGUUAGACUGUAAACUCUCCUUCCAGACUCACAUUAAGCAUCUCCAAAAUUAAAUCUAGAAUCGGCUUCCUAUAUUGCAACAAAGCAUCCUUCACUCAUUCUUAUAUAUUCUGCCAAACAUACCCUCGUAAAACUGACUAUCCUACCAAUCCUUGACUUUGGCGAUGUAAUUUACAAAAUAGCCUCCAACACUCUACUCAGCAAAUUGGAUGCAGUCUAUCACAGUGCCAUCCGUUUUGUCACCAAAGCCCCAUUUACUACCCACCACUGCUACCUGUAUGCUCUCGUUGGCUUGGCCUCUCUUCAUAUUCGUUGCUAAUCCCACUGGCUCCAGCUCAUCUAUAAGUCUUUGCUUGGUAAAGCCCCACCUUAUCUCAGCUCACUGGUCGUCAUAGCAGCAGCCCCCCCCCCCCAUAGCACGCGCUCCAGCAGGUAUAUUUCCCUGGUCACCCCCAAAGCCAAUUCCUACUUUGGCCUCCUUUCCUUCCAGUUCUCUGCUGCCAAUGACUGGAACGAACUGCAAAAAUCACUGAAGCUGGAGACUCAUAUCCCCCUCACUAACUUUAAGCAUCAGUUGUCAGAGCAGCUUACAGACCAUUGCACCUGUACAUAGCCCAUCUGUGAAUAGCCCACCCAACUACCUCAUCCCCAUAUUGUUAAUUUUUUUUGCUCCUUUGCACCCCAGUAUCUCUACUUGCACAUUCAUCUUCUGCACAUCUAUCACUCCAGUGUUUAAUUGCUAAAUUGUAAUUUAUUUUGCCACUAUGGCCUAUUUAUUGCCUUACCUCCCUAAUCUUACUUAAUUUGCACACACUGUAUAUAGACUUUUCUAUUGUGUUAUUGACUGUACGUUUGUUUAUUCCAUGUGUAACUCUGUGUUGUUGUUUGUGUCGCACUGUUUUGCUUUAUCUUGGCCAGGUCGCAGUUGUAAAUGAGAACUUGUUCUCAACUGGCCUACCUGGUUAAAUAAAGGUGUAAUAAAAAAAAAAGUAUAAUAAUAUAUAAUACAUAUAUAUAAGAACCAAAAACGAUAAUGGAGCAUUUGAAUAGUAGAUAAAAUUUGAAUAGACACAACGUUUAAACAUAGUGCAUGCGUGUAGCAGUGUUAUGAAGUACCAAAGUAAACUUAAAUUCACAUCACCUGUUGAAUAUUUUUGCAUAAAGCAUGAAUAUCCAGGCUGUGUUCUGUGUACAGUAUAAGUUUAACCUUCUCAUGGAACUAGGCUUGACAGACAUAAACUAUAUGCUGCUUACAAUCCCCUUUGCCCAUUCAAGUGUUUUGUGACCGUGUUUGCUUACAAGUAUACCUAAUGUAAAUAUAUCGUAGUUCAUGUACAGAAUAUUAUGUGAUCUGUCUUCCUCCUGAUUUUCUUUCUAUAAUGAUUCUGUAAAUGUAUAUCUAUGUUAUUCCUUACCUGCUUGUGUUGGUCAAAACCUAUUUGUAAAUUUGCCCAUUUGUUUUAUAUAUCUUAUCUUAGAAAUCAAAUAAAGAUAUAUUAUUAAGACUUA
Oncorhynchus keta (chum salmon) is the source of this 11033-nucleotide messenger RNA. Its product is annotated as copine-9-like. The coding region runs from base 253 to 1932 and encodes 559 amino acids. NCBI's taxonomy places the organism in Eukaryota, Metazoa, Chordata, Actinopteri, Salmoniformes, Salmonidae. Gene Ontology annotation, biological process: cellular response to calcium ion. Gene Ontology annotation, cellular component: plasma membrane. Gene Ontology annotation, molecular function: calcium-dependent phospholipid binding. The transcript is spliced from 20 exons. The record is from RefSeq and is a predicted model, not a curated record.